Meleagris gallopavo (turkey) is the source of this 1056-nucleotide messenger RNA. RefSeq names its product G protein subunit alpha 11 (gene GNA11). The record is from RefSeq and is marked provisional. Gene Ontology annotation, biological process: adenylate cyclase-modulating G protein-coupled receptor signaling pathway; phospholipase C-activating dopamine receptor signaling pathway. NCBI's taxonomy places the organism in Eukaryota, Metazoa, Chordata, Aves, Galliformes, Phasianidae. Gene Ontology annotation, molecular function: G protein-coupled receptor binding; GTPase activity; guanyl nucleotide binding. Gene Ontology annotation, cellular component: heterotrimeric G-protein complex; cytoplasm.
GGCACUGGGGAGAGUGGAAAAAGCACGUUCAUUAAGCAGAUGCGUAUCAUUCAUGGCUCAGGCUACUCUGAAGAGGACAAAAAAGGUUUUACCAAGCUGGUAUAUCAAAACAUCUUCACUGCCAUGCAGUCCAUGAUCAGGGCCAUGGAAACCCUGAAGAUUCUGUACAAAUACGAGCAGAACAAGGCCAACGCAGUCCUGAUCCGGGAGGUGGAUGUAGAAAAGGUCAUGACAUUUGAGCAGCCCUACGUAAGUGCAAUUAAAACCUUGUGGAACGACCCUGGAAUACAGGAGUGUUAUGACAGAAGAAGAGAAUACCAACUUUCUGAUUCAGCUAAAUACUAUCUCAGCGACGUGGAUCGUAUCGCUACCCCAGGAUAUCUACCAACUCAGCAAGAUGUGCUACGGGUUCGAGUUCCUACGACUGGGAUCAUAGAGUACCCCUUUGACCUAGAGAAUAUUAUCUUCAGAAUGGUGGAUGUUGGAGGUCAGAGAUCAGAACGGAGGAAGUGGAUCCAUUGCUUUGAAAAUGUGACUUCCAUCAUGUUUUUAGUAGCACUUAGUGAAUAUGACCAAGUUCUGGUGGAGUCUGAUAAUGAGAACCGGAUGGAAGAGAGUAAAGCCCUCUUCCGAACCAUUAUCACCUAUCCCUGGUUCCAAAACUCAUCAGUUAUCCUCUUUCUGAACAAGAAGGAUCUGUUGGAAGACAAGAUCCUCUAUUCCCAUCUCGUUGACUAUUUCCCAGAGUUUGAUGGCCCGCAGAGGGACGCGCAGGCAGCCCGCGAGUUCAUCCUCAAGAUGUUUGUGGAUUUGAAUCCAGACAGUGACAAAAUCAUCUACUCCCACUUCACGUGUGCCACGGACACCGAGAACAUCCGCUUCGUCUUCGCGGCCGUGAAGGACACCAUCCUACAGCUCAACCUGAAGGAAUACAACCUGGUUUGAUCCCCCCCCCCCCUCCCUCCCCUUGGAAAGGAAUCGUUGGUGAAAAGAAAAAGACAAAAAAAGGAGAAAAAAAAAAAAAAAGAAUAAUUUUAAACAUGACCGGAAAAAAAA